UCUUACUCUGGCUGAUUGAUAUCACUUUUUGUUAGUUGCAAUCUGUCCAAAUGGUUCCCAAGAAGGCUUUGGAGAUUCUUAAGGAGAUUAGGGACUUGGCUGGAGUGCUCAAGGGAUUGUCAAAGGAGUUUAAUGUUGAGAAAUUUCUGUCUGUUUAUUUGAAGUCUUUGGCUGACAACAGCUCUUCGGAUGCCAUCUCCUGUGCUGCUUUGGUAACUUUCAUGGAGACAGUUCCACUGAAGGGCUUUAUAGAUGGUAUUGUAUCAAAGGUGCUUACUUCUUGUAUGAAGCAAUCAAAGAAAAUGGAUAAUUUUACACUAGCUGAAUCAGGAAGCUGGGCCAAAAAAAUAUUGUUUGUUAUUAAUAAGAAUUAUCCAUCUGAAUUGCGGGAUGCUGUUCGCAAGUUCCUAGAGGAUUCCAAUGUGCAAUCAAAAGAAAGUUCAGUUUUAGAGACUUUGUGCAUGAUGCUGGAUGGAAGUUUCGAUCUUUCAACAGGAAUCUCUGAUUCAAAAAUUUGGUUCUCUUUGGAUCAUCCAAAGGCGGAGAUUCGACGUGCUACACUUUCUAGUUUGGGCACAUCUGGUAUUCUGAAAGCUAAGGAUGUUGAUUCCCGGAGGCUUGAAACUAUACAAGAAGCACUGUUACGUCGGCUUCAUGAUGAUGAUCUCAGUGUUGUUCAGGCGGCUCUCGCUCUCAGUGGAUUGUGUGAUGUCAUUGAGACUCCUCAUCUUCUUGAAGCAUUUCGGGAUAUACUCCAAAGAUGCAUUCACAUUUUAUUUACUGGUGAGUAUUGCACCAUAUGGAUAAUUUGACCUGUUAUUUUGACAGUUAAUCUUAUCUUAAGCAAUUUUUUGUUUAGCACUUCUAGUGUGUAAAUGAGACAAGUAGCCACAUACAGCUAGUUAGUCAACUUGACUGGUGAUUAUUUCUGGGGGUUUGAAUUCUCUUUUAUUUUGUGUGACAUAAGUUGCUGUUUUGUCACAAGCUUGGCCUGUAGUACAAUUGGUGGUACUCUUUCUUGUUGUGUUUUCAAUUGAUUUGGUGUUACUGAUUGAGGCAUUGAAAAUUAUGGUUAAUAAAGUACAAGGGUCAUCGA
Telopea speciosissima is the source of this 1096-nucleotide messenger RNA. RefSeq lists its product as uncharacterized. Lineage: Eukaryota; Viridiplantae; Streptophyta; Magnoliopsida; Proteales; Proteaceae. Gene Ontology annotation, biological process: maturation of SSU-rRNA from tricistronic rRNA transcript (SSU-rRNA, 5.8S rRNA, LSU-rRNA); positive regulation of transcription by RNA polymerase I. The coding region runs from base 51 to 812 and encodes 253 amino acids. The transcript is spliced from 7 exons. The record is from RefSeq and is a predicted model, not a curated record. Gene Ontology annotation, molecular function: snoRNA binding. Gene Ontology annotation, cellular component: small-subunit processome; t-UTP complex; 90S preribosome.